AUGACUUCGGAAACCUCACAAAGGGACGCAUCUCUUCAACUCGUGCAACAAUAUUCUCAUGAUGGCAUUGGACCUGAAUCGGUUUUAUUUUCAAAUUUACUCUUGCUUGGAUUCGAUCCGAAUGCCUAUGAAGAAAAGUAUAAUCUUGCUUUCCACAAGGACAUGUUCAAAAACACCAACAUCAAAGGCAUGGAAAUUAUCAUGUAUUUUCUAUUUAGCAAAUUGGAUAUGAAACGAACAGAGAAAGAUUUUCAACAAUUGUUUCCUGUGUCGGAUAAGAAGCAACGGACUGCUUUCCGAUCGGUCGCUUUGCAAUGGCUUAAGGAAAUGAAAGAUAGAGGUCAAAUUUAUGUGCUCAAUUUACAGCCAACAUUGUUGCAAUCGGCUUAUGGAGAAAAUCUUUACACAUUACUCCUUCAAGUAUCGACUCAUGUCUUGAGAACAUGUUUCGAACGAGAAUAUCCUGGCUACUUGGAAAAGGCAAUCUCAAAAACAUUCUUUGCUAAUUUUGAGAAUAUGACACAAUUACAAGAAACAAAGGCAGCAAAAAACGUAAUUAUGCUUCACAUUAGAAAUCAAACACGAAAAUUAGUUCAAUAUGCAAAACAUACAGCUGAAAAACAAGAGCGAUGGCAAGAAUUGGCACAAACAUUAACCAAUGAAUACAAAAGCAUGAAUAAGCAAGAAGCUGAAUUGGAAAUUUCUGAACGAGCUUUCAAUAGCAAAAUAGAUCAGAGUUUGUUUAAUGAUGCCAGUGCAACAGAUCGAUCUAAUCAACUUUAUAAUAUUUCCACUUUGUUUAAAAAGCUUGAAUUGCAUCAUGAAGAUUCUGUAGAUAUGAGAGACAUCGUUAGUGAUAUUUCCAAUGGAAGAGAUGGAAGAGUGAAAAUUUUCAAAGAGGAUCUUACAAAACAAAACCAGUCUGUACAUUUUGAGAAAUUUGUAAAUAGUUAUAAUGGAAAGCCAAAACUUAAUCUUCCUCUCAUGGUUGAGAAUUGGACCAAACAACUCUCCACUCUCCAGACACUGAUACGGCAUCACAGCACACAACAAGCAGUUGAACAAGUGAUGGGCAAGACCACACACAGCACGCUGUCGGUAUUGGGGCAGAAAGAUGCCUCAAUUCUUGAAAAUUAUUUGCAAGAAGAAUCCAAAAAACAGCAGCAAUACCUUAAUUCUUUAACGACCUUUUCUAAGGAGACGAAUCAAAUUGUGGAAACAAUGGAAACUGACAUUUUGAAAAUGCGAAAACAAUUAGAUACUUCUUCGUGUGUGGCCUCUCCAAAAAGUAGUAGUAGAUUUAACAAGUUUUCUUUGAUACAAUCCACGCCAAAGAAGAAAACUGUGCAGUUGGUCGAAAACAAUGAGGAUGUUUCAAUGAAGGAUGAUGAUAUCUUUCCUAUCAUUGAUGAAGAGAAAGUUAUACAACACAUUCGAAAGUCUGUACGAGAAGUUGUUCAGCAACAGUGUCGUGAUCAUCAGCAAAAUAAUACGAAUAGAUUAGACGAAAAGAUGAAUCAUAGAAAGAAUAUAUCCAUAUCAGCUCAAGAAUGUACCACCACAUCCAUACGACCUCUUUCAGCCCAAAAGAGCUCUUCCAUCCAAAAUAUGGAGAAAAUUGGCAUGUCUGCAAAACCUUCACAAGUCAAAAGUAGCAAAUUUUCAUCUUCUCAAUUACCAACGACAUUUACCAAGAAAAAGCAAACGAAUUCCAUAUUGAGUAGUAAUGACGACCGAUCAUCUUGUCAAACAAACACAAGCUCUUGUGUUCACAACCUGAAAGAGAGAAUUGAGAAUGAUUACACAGUUGAAAUUGAAGAUUUUGAAACCUUCUCAAAGAAAAAGCGAGAGGAUGAUGACAAUAUCAUAGAAGAAGAUUAUUCAGCUCAAAGAAAGCCGAUCAUUACCAUACCAGAGAAUAGGAAUGGUAACAAUAACAAUCCUACCGUGGUAAAAACCAACACGAACACCACGAAUACAGAACCUCCGAGAACAAUCAGAACAAUCUCUGUAGAAGAAAAGAGUGAUGAUAAUAGCGUAUAUAUUGUGAAAAAGGGAGAUUUUUCCUCUGACAGAACCAUUUGUUAUAUGAAAGAAGAAAAAGGUGGUUACAGUGUCAUCAUUGAACAAUCGGUAAUUUGUGGAAUAAUUGACCAUGCCUACUCGGAUCAUCACAAUGAGAUUAUUGGAUUAUUGGGAGGAUUUCACGAUGCAAAAACAAACACUGUUUAUGUCAGUUGUUUUAAGGCCCUAGCAAGAGAGGUAGAGAAUAUUGCUAUUGAUGGAGUCACAGGUAGCCCUCACGAAAUCAUUAAGGCUCAGGAGUUUUUUCAAACCAAAGAUUUAACAUUUUGUGGAUGGUAUCACUCACACCCUCGAAUACCACCUUUUCCUUCCAUGAAGGAUUUACAAAUGCAAUAUGAAAUGCAAAUGCAAGCCGCAUAUUCGUUUGGUAUCAUUUGCUCUUCUUUCUUUUCUGGAAGGAACAACCAACAAAAGAGCGAUUUCCAAAAUUUCUAUAUUAAUUGUUUCAGAGUUCAGGAAAGGCAGGGAACAUUCACAGCUCUUAAAGUAGAGUAUUCUAUUAACAAUUUUGGAUGUUUAAAGUUAGAGUCCCAGAUAGAAAUGGUGAAUACCAUGAAGACAUGCUUCCAAGAGGCAAAGGAAACCUAUGCGAGGCUCAUGGAAGAAUCAAUACAUGAGAAUAACUUGGAAAAACAAUUGUACAUAAUGUCAAAGUAUCAAUCAUUUCUUUUUGAAUUUUGGAAUGGUUCAAUCAAUCAGAGGAUAAAAACAUUAAGGCAAGAUGUUUCAAAUAUGAGAGCUCAAAACUUACAUUUGAGACAGAAACUGGAUCAACAAAACAGACGAAAGACAAUAUUUGAACCAAAAGAAAAGAAGACAAAAACUUCAGGGAUUGAAAAAUUAAUUCAUGGCAAUAAGUCCAUCUCUCUCAACAUUUUACACAAAGUUAAUGACCACAAUUUGGAUGUUUCUAAAAUUAUUGAAGAAGAACGAGAAUGCAUGAAAUAUGCAGAAGAAGAAGACGUUAGCGAGGAUUCUGUGCAACUCUUGAAGCAAAUAAGCAACACCGAAGCGCUAGAAUUUCCGGAUCCACCACUUAUUCAGAGAGCCAAUAACUCUACAUUUUAUAUUUAUCGAAAAUUUGUUCUAAAUGGUGAAACAUUUAAUACUGGUGAUCAUGUACAAAUAGAAAUUUCCUUACAGAACGGACCAACCAAAUUUUUGGCCAGAAUUUAUGAAGUUAUAAGAACAGAUGUCAAUAAUCCGGACAAGUUUCAUGGAACAUAUUUGUCCUUACAGUAUUUCCACAAAGCAACUUUGCUUCAGAAUCAUCUCAAUAAUGAUCUUUAUGACAAAUAUUUUAGCGAUGCAGGUGAAGAUGAAUAUGUGUUUACUCCCGCCCCUACUCCACACCACGUACUGAUGCCAAAAAAAUUGGAUCGGGUCAUUAUUUAUGAUUAUUCAAAUUAUAUUAAUUUCAAGUUUGGAGGAAGGAAUGACAACAACAACACACAAGUAUUUUAUUGCAGGUAUCAGCUUACCACUCUAAACAAUAACUGUCUGAUUGAAGAAAUUAAGUCAGAACUUCUCGAUAAAGCAAAACCAUAA
Messenger RNA from Naegleria fowleri, 3633 nucleotides. RefSeq lists its product as uncharacterized. The transcript is spliced from 10 exons. The record is from RefSeq and is a predicted model, not a curated record. Gene Ontology annotation, biological process: spindle assembly. Bases 1 to 3633 code for a protein of 1210 amino acids. NCBI's taxonomy places the organism in Eukaryota, Heterolobosea, Eutetramitea, Acrasida, Naegleriidae. Gene Ontology annotation, molecular function: metallopeptidase activity; microtubule binding. Gene Ontology annotation, cellular component: HAUS complex; mitotic spindle microtubule.